Messenger RNA from Aedes albopictus (Asian tiger mosquito), 2448 nucleotides. RefSeq lists its product as uncharacterized. The transcript has 2 exons. Lineage: Eukaryota; Metazoa; Arthropoda; Insecta; Diptera; Culicidae. Gene Ontology annotation, molecular function: protein binding. The record is from RefSeq and is a predicted model, not a curated record. Bases 131 to 1681 code for a protein of 516 amino acids.
CUCUACGCAUUAGGCGCGCGCUAGGGAUGCAGUACCCGGUUGCUGUUAUCUUAUAAAAAAUAAUCGAUAUAAGGAGUUGUUUUAACAGUAAAAUUGUAGUUUAUGUGAAACGUUUGUUGGUAGAGGGAUAAUGUCCGAGAAGGAAACGAAAAUGUGCUCAAAAACGGCCAUUCAAGAUCUUCCAGACGAGAUGCUGGAGCAAAUCCUUCUGUUCCUAAACCUUGACGAUCGCCGCUCGGCGCUCCAAGUGUGCCACCGGUGGUCCACCCUGAAGCCGUUCGAUUGGUCCACGGUCCAGCUGGUGGUCGAUUUUGCCCGAAACACCGGUCAGGAAGCCAACUACCACCGGACGCUGCUUGCCAGUUCACGCCAGUACCGGCACUUGGUGUUCUAUUUUGGGUACGAUUCGGAGAAGUACGACCUGUUGGUGGACAUUUUGAGACAUUUCUGCCGGAAGGUGGAAACGCUGAAGCUCAUACCGAACAAUUUCGUUCCGGUGAAGCUGGCGCUGUUUGCAGAUAUUGCAGCACUUUGUUCAAAUCUACGCCAUCUACACAUCGAUGCGUGCAACUUCGACUACAGUCGAGGGGAGUUGGAGUUUCAUCCGAUGGACAAACUGGAGGAACUUUAUCUGGAGAAUAAUCUGCUCAGCUUGAUUCCCUCCAUGAAGGACAUCACGCCGAACAUCACGCGGCUGCACAUGCAGAUCAGCUACUACUCAGAGGAGGCGCGGUUGUUCCUACGUUAUUUCAGCUCGCAGUUGGUCGAGCUGGAGAUUUGGUUUCUAUCGGAGGAUUACUUCCUAACGGUAUGCGAGAUGCAAUUUCCUCGGCUAGAAAAACUCAACUUCUACUGCGUCGAUUUGGAAAUUCUUCCCGGAGCAUCAGAAGCAGAAGUUGAGCUGAUCGACCUGUUCUUCCAUCAACUACCGCUCUUGAAGGAAGUGACCCUACGGUGCAACCUAGACGAUCGGGUUAUCCAGAAUCUUUGCCGAUCGUGUGUCAACAUUCAGUUCCUAUGUCUCAGCUUGGAUUACUUUCUGCAGGACAGCUUUCGAGCCAUCUGUGAGCUAAAAAAUCUGCAGCACCUACGAAUCGAAGAAGCAGCUGUUAAUGUACCCUCAGAUUCGUACAUACCAACGAAAAGUCUGCAAAAACUCUCCCUUUACUCAACGCGUAUCAUCCACCAAGACAAGUUCAACACUUUCGUCCAGUGUGCCUUCCCGAGCCUGGCGGUAAUGGAAAUGCUCCACCUGACAUCCCGCACAAACGAAGGCCGCUUCUUCGAGCUGCACGGCACCAUUUGCUCCAAGAUUCCCUCCCUUCAACGCCUGGUCCUCAGCGAACCGGCGGCCAACAUAAUCCUCGGCCCGUUCCUGGAAUUCUGCGCCACCCACGCCCCCGAGGAGCUCCGCUUCAAGUGCUGGAACAUACUGGACGUCUUCCCGGAAGAAGAACUCCCCGAGUCCCAGCGGAUCCAGGUACGAAAGCUGAUUUUGGACGCUCCGCUGAUUUCCCCUUCGGUGCUGCAGAAGCUGAUCCGUUCGAUGCCGGGACUGCGAUGGCUGGAGCUAGCAAUGGCCGAUUACUGCUCGCCGGAGGUGAUUCGAUCGCUCAAGGAGCAGUUCCCUCGCUGCUACGUGGUGGCGCGACGAAAGGUGCUAAUUGAGGAACCGUUAUGACAGUGUUGGGAGCAGUGCAAGGACCGGUCGUUUAGGUAGUAGAGUGUCGUCGUGUGUCAAUCUUUUGUACGGAAACGUACGCUUUGAAAUAUAGAAUUAUCAUUAGAAUUUAUUGUUACGUUAACAUAGUACGUAACUGUCUGGAAACAAAAUGUUCCAUUCCAAUUUGAGAAUAUUUACCAUUUAUUUACUGUAUUCAUGAGGAACUAGAUUAGUUCUGAGCUCCAGUGAGGAUCACACGAUUUCUUCAGCUCCACUUAGGCCAUAAACCUGGUUUCAAUUAUAAGGGUAAACUAGCUUUACGAGUUAGGCGGAGGUGAAGAAAUUGGCCCUAAGUGUCGACUUCUAUAGGUAUAAACAUUAAAGAAAUGAUAGAUGCACAACUUAAAACAUAGUAGGGUAAAUCGGGGUAAUUUGGCUACCCUAAGCAAAAGUCAACAAAAGAUCUAGAAAACAAGGUUGAAACUUCCGCACAUCGUAUGAUCAUAAUGAUUUUGAUAAUACUAAACUAUAUUGAUGUGAAAAUUUUAGUUAAAUUGAGUUUACAUGUCAAAGAAAGAUUUUUGGAAAAACCUGUGUUUUUGGGCCGAUUUUGAACCGACGGGGUAAUAUGAGCACCCGAUUUUUGAUGAAGAAUUCAUCCCAAAUAAUGAAACACAAACUUGAUAUGCGUCAUUGUGCAUCAAAUCCUGUAGUAUCAACUUGAAAUAUAUAGAAAAUAAAUAAGUUUAAAAACUUUCUAAGGUAUUUAAACAAGAUGAGUCUUA